GCUGUCAGAUUUUUUCUCUGAGUGGAAAUAGAGAGCUGGCGGGGUCAGGAGUGGUCAGGUAGCCCAGACUUCUGCCUGUAGCCAAGGACAUAAAUAGAUGGUGCAAGCAGAAAGUUGAAGUUAAAAACAUCAUCUAGAAAUGAUCUCUCUUCAAAUCCUUUAGCUCAGUGUGUGUAUGUGACUAUUGUGUAGAGACCGCAGUGCUGGAAGGCGUCCUGGAGGCUACAGAAACAUGCCAGGAAGUUCCAGCUUCCCAAGGGUCUUCCUUAAAGUGUAAGUAUGGUUAAAUUGCUCUUUAUUAGCCUUUUCUUACUAGAUGAGGUAGUUUUAAAACCCAUCGAGUACUCAUUGUCUCCUAAAGAAUGAGAUGUUUCAUGAAGUGUAUUUAAGUCUUUGACUUUAAUCACUGUCACAUAUGCAUGUCUACUUGUGAAUCUUUUAUGUGACUGAGAAUCCGUCACUGACAUCAGAGCUGUUUCUUAGCAACCUUGACUCAGUGAACAGUGACUCCCUCUGUUCUGUAGGGUGAAGAGAGUAGGCAGACAGACGGAGGGGAGAGAGAUGCGUAUCCCCUCCCCUAGAAGGUACCUCCGGUACCUUGGGGAAGGAAGAGCCCAGACGGGGACGGGGGAGAGGAGCUGCAUUUCGUAUUACCUCCUUGCUGAUAACAUUCGAAGUCUUCAGGGACAUCUUGGUCCUUGUGUUCAUGAAUUUUCUAUUUAAAAUUCCUUACACAUGACCAGUGUUUUACACUUUACAAAGUGUUCUCAUGUGCAGUUUAUCAUUUGAUUCUCAAAGUGACCUUCCUGAAAUUGGCAAGGAGGUCUUCAUUUACAAAGGAGGAGAUGGACAUUCAGGAAGGAUAAGUCACUUGCCUCACAAUAUUUUAUAGAAGGUUUAGGAGCAUUUAAGGUCUGUAAUAAUUCAGGUUAAUCCUCUUUUUUGGCACUUGGUAUUUGAUUUCUUAUUUGGUCAGAUUUAACUGAGCUUUUGUAACCUUUUAGAUCCCACAAUUUGGAGGGGAGGAGAAAGGGUGGGAAGAACCUAUAGCUUCACUAGGCAUUUGAGCUCAUUUGGAAAUUCACGUCAGCUUCAGAAGCCUUGUCAUCUUUGUCUUCCCAAGAGGUGGACUUAAAUUCAUUAAAAGGAUGUGAAAAGAAUGAAGACUGGGAAGGUGGUUACCAGCAGAGGCAGUGACGCAGCAACAGAGUGACUCUUUUCCCUGCUGGGGCCUCACCUGUCAGUAAGGACUGGACUUCUGUGUGGGCUGCAGUGUUUCAUCUACAACCUGUGCAUGCCAUCUGGUAGCUUGGGAGGAACUCCUGCCUUGAAGUUCAGUUACACCCUCGUGGAGGAUUCAACCGGAAUACACCGGGGUGCUGGCUAACGGUGGUGCAACGCCCACUGGCAUAUGAAGGCUUUGGCCGUGGAUUUCCUCCUUGGCAGCCUGGUAUUGGCUGCCUGUCUGCCUUUGGUGGUGACUUCACCUAACAUCCUGGCCAUCCCAGAGAAGCUACAACAGGCUGUGGGGAAAGUUGUGGUCAGUGCCACACCCUGCACUGUCACCUGCGGCCUUGGCUAUAAGCAGGAGACGGUCUGCGAGGUGGGCCCUGAUGGAGUGAGGAGGAAAUGUAAAUCUCAGCGCUUGGAAUGUCUGACCAACUGGGUCUGUGGGAUGCUCCAUUUCACCAUUCUCGUGGGGGAGGAAUUGGAGCUGAGCUGUUUGAGUGCAGACACCCUGGAGGUCGGGCAGGAAGCUUUCUGGUUCACCUGGCGACUUGCUCGGGGCAUCAUCUCAACUGACGAUGAGGUCUUCAAGCCCUUCAGUGCCAGGUCCCACUUUGUGAAGUUUCGAUCUGCUCAGGAAUAUGACUCUGGGACCUACCGGUGUGAUGUGCUGCUGUUAAAGAACUUGAGGCUUGUCAAGAGGCUCUAUUUUGGGCUGAGGGUCCUUCCUCCUAACUUAGUGAGCCUGAAUUUCCAUCAGUCCCUUACUGAGGAUCAGAAGCUAGUAGAUAAGGGCCUGGAAGUAAGUCUGGGCAACUAUUCCAGGCCUCACCACCCACCAUGGAGAAAGAAGGUGCCUCUGGCCUUGGGAAUAGGAAUUGCCUGCGGCGUAGCUGGUGGUGUGCUGGUGAGCAUUGUCCUGUGCAGUGGGCUGAUGGCGAGCUGCGGUGGUGCCCGCCUGAAGGCCUUGCAGGCCUUGUUCCUGAAGUGCUGGCCGCCUGGGGGUCUGGACUGGCUGCUCAGGAAGCUGAGCUGGCUGCCCAAGAUGCCAAGCUAGCUUUUGAGGGCAGAGUUCUGGCUGCCUGACUGUGGAUCAGUCAAGAGGAAGGGCUGCUGCUGCCAAAAGAACGAGUGGGGGAUGUAGAGCGAGGCGGCAGCGUGGCAGCUGUGAGCAGUAGUCCGUACCUUCUGUGUGUCCUAGACGGACCUCUUCCUCAUCUUCCCUGCCCUCUAGGUACCCAGGGAGCCUGACUGUGGGCACCUCCCUGCUCCUGCCCAUGAGAAGAGUUCUGUCUUCCAAGCUCGCGUUCAUUUUCAGCUUGUGUGCCUCCCUCUCCACCUCCGUCUCUCGUCUCCUGAGCAGUAUAAUCACGUGAGAGGAUAUAUUAAUAGCUUUUCUGGUGAAGACAUUUUUUUCCUCUUCAAUAAAAAUA
Manis javanica (Malayan pangolin) is the source of this 2660-nucleotide messenger RNA. Lineage: Eukaryota; Metazoa; Chordata; Mammalia; Pholidota; Manidae. The record is from RefSeq and is a predicted model, not a curated record.